CACACACACUGACUGAGCUUUGUUCGUUCAUCCAGUCUACAGCAGCCUGAAGGACAAACACACGGAAACCAGAGCCACGGCGGAACCAGACUGGACUGACGUGAACGACUCAACAGGUUGCUGAUCAGGAUGGCAGGGAUUAAGGAGCAGCAGUUCACGGAGGAGAAGCCGCUGCUGCCGGAGCAGAGAGGAGUGGAUCCAGACCUGCAGGAUAAAGGAGAGGAGGCAGUGGGGGGGCUUCCCGGCCCCGCCAGCCCUGCGCCCCUUAACCCCCCCUCUCCCCCCAGCCGCCCCACUCACCGCUGGCAUGUCAUGGCACGGCACUGGCUCCGCCAGACCCGCCGUCGGACCAGCGGGGUCGUCCCGGAAACCUGUGAACAGCUGAUACCUGCAGGAGACUGGAAGGAACAUGAUGUUGAGACUCCUCAUGGGAUGCUGCACGUGGUGAUCCGUGGAGCACCGAAAGGGAACAAGCCCGCCAUCCUCACCUAUCACGAUGUGGGACUGAACCACAAACUGUGUUUCAACUCGUUCUUCAACAACCAGGACAUGCAGGAGAUCACCAAGCACUUUGUGGUCUGUCACGUCGACGCCCCGGGUCAACAGAGUGGAGCCUCACAGCUGCCGCAUGGGUUCCAGUAUCCCACCAUGGACCAGUUGGCAGGGAUGUUACCCACUGUGGUUCAACACUUUGGAUUUAAGAGCAUCGUUGGAAUUGGAGUUGGAGCUGGCGCUUACGUCCUGGCCAAGUUCUCCCUCUUGUUCCCGGACCUGGUGGAGGGUUUGGUUCUGCUCAACAUCGACCCAAACGGCAAAGGCUGGAUCGACUGGGCUGCUGCGAAGUUGUCAGGUCUGACCAGUAAUUUACCAGAAACUGUGCUGCCUCACCUGUUCAGCCAGGAGGAGUUGGUCAACAACACAGAGCUGGUGCAGAGUUACCGGCACCAGAUCAACACCACCAUUAACCAGUUCAACCUGCAACUGUUCUGGAAUAUGUACAACAGUCGCAGAGACCUGGAGAUGAAUCGUGGUGGGACAGUGAUUCACGCUAAGACCCUGAAGUGUCCUGUGAUGCUGGUUGUGGGAGACAAUGCUCCUGCUGAGGAGGGGGUGGUUGAAUGCAACUCCAAACUGGAUCCGACAAACACCACCUUCCUAAAGAUGGCCGACUCUGGUGGACUUCCUCAACUCACACAGCCAGGAAAACUGACAGAAGCCUUCAAGUAUUUCCUGCAGGGAAUGGGCUACAUUGCGAAUGUGAAGGAUCGGAGGUUGAGUGGAGGGCCAGUGCCGUCCGCCAGUAUGACCCGCCUGGCUCGCUCCAGGACAGCCUCGCUGACCAGCGCCGGCUCCACGGAGGGGAACCGCUCCCGGGCCUGCACCCACUCUGACAGCACGGAGGGCGUGGCCACGGUCAGCCACACCAUGGAGGUGUCCUGCUGAAGAGAAGAUGAAGAACGAGGGAGGACGGAGAGAGCGAUGAAGAAGAAGAGCGCGGAGUGUUUUUGAAAGGAGGUGAAGUUAGAAAAAACAAAAAAAACCCAGGUGAAGACGUCGCCCUCUGUCUGCCAACGUGUGUCCUUGCUUCCCCGCUGUAAACUAAUAUUUAUCACGACUGAAAAAAGAGAAGAAAAAGAAAUUCACUUUAACAAUCGUUGACCAACUGUUUGUGUCAUUCUUGUGUUUGAUAAAUGUGACGCCCCCCCCACAGCAACAUAAUAUGAAAUAAUAACAAAGAGAUGGAUGUGGACUUUGACAUGUGUGUGUGAGUGUCUCUCUGUGUGCUUUGAAAAGUGUCAGAGGGGGCGUGUACAAUGUGUGACAUGACACCAGAGCGGGCGUCUCCAAUGUGUGACACAUCAUCUGGGGCGUGUCCAAUGUGUGACACAACAUCAGAGGGGGCGUGUCCAAGGUGUGACAUGGGAGCUUUGAGCAGAACUCUGUUCUUCGAUGAAAAUGAAAACAACAACAGAGUUAGACGAAAAAAGAAGAAAAACGACAAAGAUGGAGAGUUUCUGUUUAUCCCAGAUAAUUCAGUAAGGGUUAAAAUGGUUGCUAUGGUUACCUGACGCCAUCUACUGUAUUUCUUGAAGUGCAGGUGACGAUCGAAGUGGCUCUGUGCGUUUCUUUGACACGCCCCUCCGCAGAGACACGCCUCUCCUGCGUGACAGUUUGCUUGUUAUCUUUGUUUUUUUAAAUUAUUUUUAAAAAACUGUCUCAUGAAUGAAAACAUGACUUUGACGUUGUAACGUCACAACAAACAACAACAAAAAGCCUUUGAUGUUCAGAAAAGACAAAGCUUCCAAACGCUGAGGUGUGCGCUUUCCAGAGGUGGCCUGGAAGGGGCGGGGCUUUUUUUGGAGCCAUUUGGGCGCCAAGCUCGGAAUGUAGGGCAACACCCAGCCAACGUCAUAACUCCACCCCCCUAAAAAAUUACUUGGUGCCCCGCCUCUCACAGGCGAACCCUAUCGCCACCUAAAGGGCUAACAGCUGAAGUCACUUAGAAAUGCAGUGCAGGGGGCGCUAAAGACGUGUUUGUUACCACACAGAGAGAGAUUCUGAAUGAAUAAAUGAAUGAAUGAAUGAAUGUUACAAAAAUUGUGAUUCUUUAAUUUUAACAUCAAAUUUAGUAGAAAAUGCUGAGUAUUCAGUUAUUGUUGUUGCCAUGGUAACUCACGUAGAGCUCAGAGGCCAGUGGGGGAGGCGGGAAAAGAAUGUAGGAGGAGCUUACAACUGAAGAAUAAUUAUGAAUUUCACAAAAUUCAGAUCAGAUUGGCAGCGGUUUGUGUGAAUUCACACGCUGACUCAGCGCUCCGACUCGUUGUUCACGCGCUGACUCGUCGUUCACACGCUGACUCAGCGUUCUGACUCGUUGCUCACACACUGACUCGUUAUUCGUUAUAGGUGAUGAUUAAAAAACACCUGUUUUUUUCCUUUACUGCCUGGGGGGGGCUGCUCCUGAAUGUAUCCUGUCCCCUUCUGAAGUGCUGUGAUGCUAAGUAUUGUCAACCUGAUCCUCACCUUUGACCUUUGACCUUGUACAGGAAACCUCUGUGAUGUGCGGCAGAAAGGCGUGAGCUGGCGGUGGGUCAUGUGACCUGUGUUUUUUCACGUGUUUGUGCUUCCUCUCCUUCGUACUAACACCACUGAUUUGUUCUGUUUGACUUUGUUUCUGCUCACAGACUCUGAACUGCUCUGUUGUCAUUAUACGUUUACAUAUAUAUAUAAUAUAUAUACAAGGUAAAGUGUGUGUCCAUGUGCUGAUCAAAUGACGAAUUGGAAAUAAAGCCUUGAUGUCAGAA
Molecule: messenger RNA, 3302 nt
Organism: Solea senegalensis (Senegalese sole)
Lineage: Eukaryota; Metazoa; Chordata; Actinopteri; Pleuronectiformes; Soleidae
Gene: ndrg4
Product: NDRG family member 4
Exons: 18
Coding region: 130-1443 (437 amino acids)
Biological process (GO): signal transduction; positive regulation of ERK1 and ERK2 cascade; brain development
Cellular component (GO): cytoplasm
Source: RefSeq, a predicted model, not a curated record